This is a messenger RNA of Populus nigra (black poplar), 5591 nucleotides long. RefSeq names its product E3 ubiquitin-protein ligase KEG-like. Gene Ontology annotation, biological process: negative regulation of abscisic acid-activated signaling pathway; abscisic acid-activated signaling pathway; defense response. The record is from RefSeq and is a predicted model, not a curated record. Gene Ontology annotation, cellular component: trans-Golgi network; early endosome. Gene Ontology annotation, molecular function: ATP binding; protein binding; ubiquitin-protein transferase activity. NCBI's taxonomy places the organism in Eukaryota, Viridiplantae, Streptophyta, Magnoliopsida, Malpighiales, Salicaceae. Bases 171 to 5033 code for a protein of 1620 amino acids. The transcript has 16 exons.
UUUCUCAGUCAAUCUCCUCUCUCUCUCUCUCUUUCACCUGCGAUUUCCUUCCCUUUCCACAACUCCUUCCUCUGGAAAAAACUCCCAUUUCAAAGUCUCCUCCUCCCUUCUCCUUUUAUAAUUGAAGUUUUUUUAAAAAAAACAGCUACUCUGGCAAACCGACAACAGCAAUGGCCGAUACCAGAAGCCGAAACGGCAAAAAGAUUCCGAUACCGAAAUGCCCAAUCUGCCAAACAGUUUACAACGAUCACUCUCACACGCCUCUGCUUCUCCAGUGCGGCCACUCUUUCUGUCUCAAUUGUCUCUCUCGCCUCCUCCUCUCUUCCUCACCUUGUAAACCAUCACAGAAAUCCUCACUUACCUGUCCUAAAUGCCGCCACAUCUCCCCUCUCGGCAACUCCCUCCUCUUCCUCCCUAAAAACUUCUCUCUCCUCUCUUCCCUCCUUCCCUCCUCCUCCGCCUCCGCCUCCGACUCCGACUCCUCCGACGACGAGAGCGAUGUCAAUCCUCGUCGAUUUCAUUGUUCUACAACAAGCGGCGUCGGAUUGGGUGGGAAUUUGUGUAGAGAUCAUGAAUUGAGGAUUGUGAAGGGGAUUAGUGAGGUGAAGUGGAGCGGUUUGUUGGUGAAGCGGAAGGAGUGUAAGCAUAAGGUAGUUGUGAGGAGAGUUAGGGUUGAUGACGUGGCCGAUGGUAAUUGGGUGGAGAAGGAGCUGGAUAAUUUGAGGAGGAAAGUUAUGUGGUGUAGAAAUGUGUGUGGAUUUUAUGGUGUAGUGAAGAGUGGAGAGGAUGAUUUGUGUGUUGUGAUGGAAAAAUGUUUUGGUUCUGUUAAGGAACAGAUGGAAGGGAAUGGCGGCCGCCUCUCUCUCGAUCAAAUCUUAAGGUAUGGAGCUGACAUUGCACGCGGGGUAAUUGAAAUUCAUGCUGCGGGUAUUGUGUGCCUGAACUUAAAGCCGUCCAAUUUUCUUCUUGAUGCAAGUGGUCAUGUGGUGGUUUCUGAUUAUGGACUUCCGAUGAUUCUUAAGAAAACUUCUUGCUCAAAGGGUCUGCUUGUGCCUGAGGCUGAUCCAUUAAAAACACAUUGGUGUAUUGAUUGUUUGUCGCUAAGUCCAUAUUAUUCAGCUCCAGAGGCAUGGGAGCCAUUAAAGAAAUCUUUGCACUUAUUCAGGGAUGGUAACAUUGGCAUAUCUGCAAAAUCAGAUUCCUGGAGUUUUGGUUGUGCUCUCGUCGAAAUGUGCACUGGCUUCACUCCGUGGGCUGGUCUAAGUGCAGAAGAGAUCUACCAUGCUGUUGUUAAGGAAGGAAGAUCACCUCCACAAUAUGAAAAAGUUGUAGGUCAUGGGAUUCCUACAGAACUAUGGAAGAUGAUUGGCGAGUGCCUACAAUUUAAGGCAUCGAACAGACCCACAUUUCAUGCAAUGCUCGCCAUAUUUCUGCGUCAUUUGCAAGGAAUACCUCGAAGUCCUGCAAUUCCUAAUACAGAACCUGCAAACUGUUCCAGAAUUGAUAUGCUGGAACAAUCUCCGACAUCUGUCCUGGACAUUUUCCCAGUCAAAAGCAACCAUCUGCAUCAACUUUUAUCUGACGGGGAUGUGGAUGGUGUCAGAGAUCUUCUUGCCAAGUCUGCAUCGGGUAACGAUGGCAACUCAGUUAUUUCUCUGCUUGAAGCACAUAAUGCUGAUGGUCAAACUGCAUUGCACUUGGCUUGUAGACGGGGUUGCCUUAAACUUGUUGGUGCCAUUUUGGAGUACAGCGAUGUGGAUGUGGAUAUUCAUGACAAAGAUGGUAAUCCGCCAAUAGUGUUUGCUUUAGCAGCUGGAUCUCCAGAAUGUGUAAGAUCUCUUAUCAGAAGAUCAGAUUAUGCAACUUGUAGGAUGAGUGAAAGCAUUGGCCGGUCAGUAGCUCAUGUUUGUGCAUAUUAUGGGCAACCAGACUGCAUGUUGGAAUUACUUUUGGCUGGUGCUGAUGCCAAUGCAGUGGAUGAUGAUGGUGAAUCUGUACUGCAUGUAGCCAUCACCAACAAACAUACAGAAUGUGCUAUUGUCAUAUUGGAAAAUAGUGGAUGCAGAUCAAUGAGUUUUCUGAACUCAAAAAAUAUGACACCCCUACAUUUGUGCAUAGAAGCUCUAAAUGUGACUGUUGUCAAGAGGUGGCUAGAAGUUGCAUCAGAAGAAGAAAUCGCUGGAGCCAUUGACCUGCCCAGUUCAGUUGGAACUGCAUUAUGUAUGGCAGCUGCUUUAAGAAAAGAUCACGAGACAGAGGGCAGAGAGCUGGUGAGAUUACUUCUUGCUGCUGGAGCAAACCCUGCUGCCCAAGAUGCUGAAAAUCAUCAAACAGCUUUGCAUACAGCUUCGGCAGCAAAUGAUGUUGAGUUGGUCAAGAUCAUUCUUGAUGCUGGAGUGAAUGCUAACCUACGAAAUGUGCAUGGUACAAUACCUCUUCAUUUAGCAUUGGCUAAAGGUGCAAAGCCUUGCGUUGAAUUGCUCUUGGCUGCUGGUGCAGAUUGUAAUUUGCAGGAUGAGGAUGGUGACAAUGCCUUCCAUAUAGCUGCUGUGGCUGCAAGGUUGAUACGUGAGAAUCUUGACUGCAUCAUCCUUAUGCUGCAGUGCCCAAAUGCAAGCAUUAAAAUUAGAAACAACAGUGGUAAGACGUUGUGUGACCUCCUGGAGAGCCUGCCCCGAGAAUGGAUUUCAGAAGAGCUUUUGGAAGCACUAGCUAAUAAGGGAGUUUCUUUAUACCCAACAGUGUUUGAAGUUGGAGAUUGGGUAAAAUUCAAGAGGGGCAUGAAGAAUCCAACAUAUGGGUGGCAAGGUGCAACGUGUGGCAGUGUUGGUUUUGUACAGAGUAUUCCAGAGAAUGGCAGUCUUACUGUAUCAUUUUGCACAGGAGUUGCUCAUGUCUUGGCAAAUGAAGUUGUAAAAGUGAUUCCUUUUGACAGUGGCCAACUUGUGCAACUUAAACCUGAUGUUAUAGAGCCCAGAUAUGCAUUGCAUGAACAAUUACGUCACAGUCAGGGAACUGUUCUGUGCAUUGAGGAUGAGGGGUUUAUACGUAUUGGUUUUCACGGUGCCUCUAAGGGGUGGCAAGCUGAUCCUGCAGAUUUUCAAAGAUUUGAAGAAUUCAAGGUUGGUGAUUGGGUUUGUGUUCGCAAAACACCUGAGGCUGUAAAGCACGAUUUUGGAAUUGUGACUGCUGGAAGCAUAGGGAUCGUGCAUGGUAUCAGAUCCGAUAGUAGUUUGUUGAUAGAGUUCAGUUGUGUACCUGCUCCAUGCAUAUUUGAACCAGAGGAGGUUGAACCAGUUGUGCCUUUUAAGAUAGGUGAGCUAGUAUGUGUGAAACGAUCUAUUGCAGAGCCCAGCUUUGCUUGGGGUGGUGAGACACAUCAUAGUGUUGGAAGAAUAUUUGACAUAAAGAGUAAUGGUCUUCUGAUAAUCGAAAUACAAAAUCGGUCCAUACCAUGGACGGCUGAUCCUUCAGAUAUGGAAAAGGUGGAGGACUUCAAGGUUGGUGACUGGGUUAGAGUAAAAGCUUCGGUACCCUCUCCAAAAUAUGGGUGGGAUGAUGUCACCAGGACUAGCAUUGGUAUUGUCCAUAACUUAGAGGAUGAUGGUGACAUGGGUGUUGCUUUCUCCUUUAGAAGCAGGCCCUUUCUAUGUUCAAUGACAGACAUGGAGAAGGUGUCACCUUUCAAAGUGGGACAAGAGAUCCGUGUCAUGCCGUCUAUCACUCAGCCAUUGCUUGGAUGGUCAAAUGAAAGUCCAGCUACUUUUGGGACUGUUGCGAGGAUUGACAUGGAUGGAACCCUCAAUGUGAGAGUGGCUCGUAGAGCAAGCUUAUGGAAAGUUGCUCCAGGUGAUGCUGAAAGGCUCUCAGGACUCGCUGUUGGUGACUGGGUUAGGGUGAAGCAAUAUCUGGGGUCUAGACCAAGUUAUGAGUGGAACAGUUUUAGGAAGGAGAAUAUCGCUGUAGUGCACAGUAUACAGGAUUCUUUUCAUCUAGAUUUGGUUUGUUGUUUUCGUAAAGGAAAGUUGCCUGCCCACUGCACAGAGGUGGAAAAGGUUUCACACAUAAAAAUAGGGCAGCAUGUUCGAUUUCGUACUGGACUGGUUGAACCUAGGUGGGGAUGGAGAGGCGCAUGCCACAAUUCAAGAGGUGUUGUAACUGCUGUAAAUAUUGAUGGAGAAAUAAGAGUUUCAUUCUCUGGGUUGCACAAUUUGUGGCGAGGAGAUCCCGCGGAUUUUGAGAUAGAUCAAAUGUUUGAGGUGGGAGAAUGGGUAAAAAUAAAAGACAGUGCCACCGGGUGGAAAAGUAUGGGGCCUGGAAGCCUUGGAGUUGUACAAGGAGUGAGGCAUCAAGAGGGUGGUUGGGAUGGUACUUUCCUUGUUGGGUUCUGCGGCGAACCUGAAUUAUGGGCAGGACCGGCAUGUGAGCUUGAAACAGUGGAUAAACUUGCAGUAGGCCAAAAGGUGAAGGUGAAGCCCCAUGUAAAGCAGCCACGAUUUGGUUGGUCAGGCCAUACACAUGAGAGCAUUGGUUCUAUAUCAGCGAUAGAUCUAGAUGGAAAACUGAGGAUAUUUACACCAGCUGGCUCCAAGGUUUGGAUGCUUGAUCCAUCAGAAGUUGACGUGGUGGAGGAAGAGAUAAUACAAAUUGGAGAUUGGGUAAGAGUCAAAUCAUCUAUAGCUACCCCAGUAUACCAAUGGGGAGAGGUCACUCGUGAUAGCAUUGGAGUGGUGCACAAGAUGGAGGAAGGAGAGCUUCUGGUGGCAUUUUGCUUCUUGGAUCAGCUUUGGGUUUGCAAAGAAUGGGAAAUGGAAAAGGUAAGGGCAUUUAAGGUAGGUGACAGUGUGAGAUUUAGGGAACGACUGGUGAAGCCCAGAUGGGGGUGGGGAAUGGAAACCUGUGCUAGCAAGGGCCAAGUAGUUGGGGUGGAUGCUAAUGGAAAGCUACGAAUUAAAUUCAAAUGGAGAGAAGGACGACCUUGGAUUGGAGACCCAGCAGAUAUAAUUCUUGAUGAGAGCUCUAGUCUUGCUUGAUAGCAGCUUUAGUCUGUAUUGAAUCUGGAUGUGAUAAAAGCUAAAGCGAGAGCCAGGAGUGUAAGAAAGUGCAGUGAUCACUGCAAGAAAUGGCAUAUCAGUGCAAAAUGUUCCACCAAACAGGACGGACAGCAAGGCUGUUUGAUAUAUUAUUCAUCUCAUAAUUAAAGAUACUGGUGAAGGAAUGGCGUGAAGAUCAUGUGCAGGUUAGGUGGAGCUCAUUUCUUCUUCAUAAUAUUUUCUUUCGAGGCCUUGCAGAUAUUGUCAUUUUGUCCAAGUGAUUCAGUCAUGAUUUGCGUGAAAGAGUAAUGCACAUAUUUCAAAUUUGUGGGGGGGUAGAGAAGGGUUUAUGACUUGUGUUAGCCAUGACAUGCAGCAGAUGGGUCCAUCUCUGCAUUUAAUGUACAUCAUGCUAGUUUGUAAAAAAAAAUACGAGUUUGUAGCAUAUAAGCUAGGAAAAGCAGCUGGGAGAUGCGCACUCUUUUUUGUAGGAAAUCUGGUUGAUUGUUCUAGUUUCUGUGCUAUUAUUAGAUAUAAUAUGUCCGUAAUUUUUGUUUA